UAGCUUGGCCCCAACUGCGCCGUCCAGGAGUAGCAACGCUAGCAUAGCCUCACCCGAGUCGACUUUCCUCUGCGCAGACCCUCAUCACGAUCCUAUUCUGGCGGCACAAACGUUACCGGUCAUCAGCCUCCGGAAGACAUCUAAGCAUAGUAUUAGGCGUGCUGGACAUUGGUACUCACAUAAUGAAGCAAAGUCCACAGCUACCAACUACGACAAUAAUACUCUGCCAAGCCAUCAACACAUCACACCAUCUCCGGCACUAGCUUUGGAGAUCAUACUUCUUGAGACCUCUAUACUACCCGACAGCAAACCAACAGAUACGCCAACGACUUCCCCAACUUCCGCCACAUCCGUACUGGAGUCCGACUCUUUACAAGAUCAGCCGCUCACAUCUGGUUAGCCGCCUGGUAACUUUCCUACCAGACCGACCUUUACACCCAUUGUGACCCUUCUUGCGACGCCCAACAUGACCACAACCGAAGCACCAACGUCCACAACCAACGCAUUGUCCGUGCUUCUGUCCGCCGUGCCAAGCGAUGUCGCCGCAAGCUUCGAGUCUGCUUUUGACAGCCUUACAUCAAGGCUGCUCGCUGCAAGCUCACACCAAGCGAGUUCAACAACGACGACAUCGAUAUCCGCAACAACAACGCAGAGCAACACACCAUCAACCACGCCAACGAUCUUGUCGAUUAGUUCAACAGAGUCGUCGCUCUCCUUAACACCAACACCCUCCACCUUCUCGACUGUGUCCAGCCGCCUGACUUCGUUCUCAAGCACGGCUCCACCUACCACUAGCGUGACUACAGCGAGCACCAAUGGUGGCCAAUUGAAGAAUGCUUCAAUAGCUGGGAUAGCGACAGGUGUCGCAGCUGGCGCGGUGCUACUCAUCUUGGCUGGCGCAUACCUGUUCCGCAGACGGCAACUAGGCAAGCCAUUGUUCGGGCGUGGUGGUUCGCGGCGAUCAAAUGGUAGUGGGGGCAAACGUGUCUUCCCGGAAGUUGCAUGGCUCUACGAUCCACGAAUGUCACCACGCCAGGGUUCACCGACGCGCGAGGUGGAAGAGAGGGCAGGCCUGGCACAUGCGUCACACAGCCGAAACAACUCCAGCUCAAGCAUGAAUCAUAUUCCCGAGCCCAGAGAAGGAGUGGCAGAACUAGCAUCUGCGCCCGCGUCUCCACAGCUGCAUCCACGGCCAACUAGUCCCUUAUUAGCACCUGCUGCUCCGUACGUCCGGGGUCAGAGUCCGCAAGGGAGACCACGAAGCGGUAGUGCCAGUCCGAGGAGGAGCGGAAGCAGUAGUCCUGGUGGUCGGAGGAGUAGAAGCUCGUUUGGCGCAAGUCGGACCGAUCUGUCGCGGCCGAUGAGUGCCAUCUACGAGGAGCCGCCACGACCGAGUGUAGAUGCAAGGCAGGGCUUGUUGGCACCGGAAAGCAUCAAUACGCAGCGGCAUUCAGCUUGAUCGCAUGUUGUUGGGGAAUCUGAGCGAUUUAGCGAGGAGUUUGGCGUUGCAAUGCCUUUGUAUCCCAGCAAGUGUGGCUACGGGUAGUAG
Molecule: messenger RNA, 1549 nt
Organism: Baudoinia panamericana UAMH 10762
Lineage: Eukaryota; Fungi; Ascomycota; Dothideomycetes; Mycosphaerellales; Teratosphaeriaceae
Exons: 1
Coding region: 467-1459 (330 amino acids)
Source: RefSeq, a predicted model, not a curated record